Molecule: messenger RNA, 1649 nt
Organism: Chlorocebus sabaeus (green monkey)
Lineage: Eukaryota; Metazoa; Chordata; Mammalia; Primates; Cercopithecidae
Source: RefSeq, a predicted model, not a curated record
CAACCCCUUGCCUGCGUGUGACGUCAGAAUCGCCAUGGCCAGCUAUCUGAACCAGCAGGGCUGCCCAGGAGCUGCAGGACAAGCACCAGGAGCCCCUCCGGGUAGCUACUACCCUGGACCCCCCAAUAGUGGAGGGCAGUAUGGCAGUGGGCUACCCCCUGGUGGUUAUGAGGGUCCUGCCCCUGGAGGACCUUAUGGACCACCAGCUGGUGGAGGGCCUUAUGGACACCCCAAUCCUGGGAUGUUCCCCUCUGGAACUCCAGGAGGACCAUAUGGCGGUGCAGCUCCAGGGGGCCCCUAUGGUCAGCCACCUCCAAGUUCCUAUGGUGCCCAGCAGCCUGGGCCUUAUGGACAGGGUGGCGCCCCUCCCAAUGUGGAUCCUGAGGCCUACUCCUGGUUCCAGUCGGUAGACUCAGAUCACAGUGGCUAUAUCUCCAUGAAGGAGCUAAAGCAGGCCCUGGUCAACUGCAAUUGGUCCUCAUUCAAUGAUGAGACCUGCCUCAUGAUGAUAAACAUGUUUGACAAGACCAAGUCAGGCCAUAUCGAUGUCUACGGCUUCUCAGCCCUGUGGAAAUUCAUCCAGCAGUGGAAGAACCUCUUCCAGCAGUAUGACCAGGACCGCUUGGGCUCCAUUAGCUACACAGAGCUGCAGCAAGCUCUGUCCCAAAUGGGCUACAACCUGAGCCCCCAGUUCACCCAGCUUCUGGUCUCCCGCUACUGCCCACGCUCUGCCAGUCCUGCCAUGCAGCUGGACUGCUUCAUCCAGGUAUGCACUCAGCUGCAGGUGCUGACAGAGGCCUUCCGGGAGGAGGACACAGCUGUACAAGGCAACAUUUGGCUCAGCUUCGACGACUUCGUCACCAUGACAGCUUCUUGGAUGCUAUGACCCAACCCAUCUGUGGAGAGUGGAGUGCACCAGGGACCUUUCCUGGCUUCUUAGAGUGAGAGAAGUAUGUGGACAUCUCUUCUUUUCCUGUCCCUUUAGAAUAACAUUCUCCCUUGCUUGAUGCAACACUGUUCCAAAAGAGGGUUGAGAGUCCUGCAUCAUAGCCACCAAAUAGUAAGGACCAGGGCUGCGGCCACACAGGUAGGGGCCUGAUGGAAGAGAGGAUGGAAGUUGAAUGUCCUGAUGGCCAUGAGCAGUUGAGUGGCACAGCCUGGCACCAGGAGCAGGUUCUUGUAAUGGAGUUAGUGUCCAGUUAGCUGAGCUCCACCCUGAUGCCAGUGGUGAGUGUUCAUUGGCCCAUUACCGUUACUACCUGUGUUCCCUCACCAGGCUAUCCUGUCACACGAGCCCAUUUUCUCCAAAGUGGAAUCUGACCAAGCAUGAGAGAGAUCUGCCCAUGGGACCAGUGGCUUGGAUUCCGCCACACCCAUAAAUCCUUGUAUGUUAACUUCUAACUGCCUGGGGCUGGCCCUGCUCAGACAAAUCUGCUCCCUGGGCCUCUCUGGCCAGGCUCUGCCUCCACGGCUGGAAGCCCUCACUUGCCUGGCAUGCUCUGCUCGGCUUCAGUCUCCAGGGGACAGUGGGCACCUCUCCCUGCCAAUACUUUUUUUAAUUUGCAUUUUUUUUUCAUUUGGGGCCAAAAGUCCAGUGAAAUUGUAGGCUUCAAUAAAAGGAUGAAACUCUGGGGAAAAAAAAAAAAAAA